Notolabrus celidotus (New Zealand spotty) is the source of this 1157-nucleotide messenger RNA. Its product is annotated as homeodomain-interacting protein kinase 2-like. Gene Ontology annotation, molecular function: protein tyrosine kinase activity; ATP binding; protein serine/threonine kinase activity. The record is from RefSeq and is a predicted model, not a curated record. The transcript is spliced from 6 exons. Gene Ontology annotation, cellular component: cytoplasm; nucleus. Gene Ontology annotation, biological process: peptidyl-serine phosphorylation; peptidyl-threonine phosphorylation. The coding region runs from base 54 to 1151 and encodes 365 amino acids. Lineage: Eukaryota; Metazoa; Chordata; Actinopteri; Labriformes; Labridae.
CUUUGCACCUGUAAACCUCUGCACACUUGUCAGUCGUGUCUGUAAGCCUCUUCAUGUCCUCUUUCGUCCUGCAGCUGCUGACAGCUUUUGAUGCACUUAAAGGAAUUGGUGUCAUUCAUGCUGACCUGAAGUUGGAUAACAUCAUGCUGGUGAACCAUCAGAACCAACCCUUCAGAGUCAAGCUCAUUGAUUUUGGUCUGUCACUUCACACCAGUGAAGUGAGGCCGGGUCUGAUGGCGCAGGGUAUCGGGUACAGAGCACCUGAAGUCAUCCUGGGCCUCCCCUUCACAGAGGCCAUUGACAUGUGGAGUCUGGGUUGUGUCCUUGCAGUCCUGUACCUCUCAUGUCACCUGUUUGGGGUACUCUGUGAGUACCAGCAGAUGAGGAACAUCGUUGAUGUCCUAGGUCAACCAGCUGACCACCUCCUUGAUGCCGGCAGCUUCACUAAUAAUUUCUUCAAGCUGAACCGGCAUUACGACUACCCAAAGUGGUGGCUUAAGACUCCGAUGGAGUACAAGCUGACCACUGGGCUUGAGCCCAAAGAAUGUGAGAGGGCUCUCAAUCAUCUGGAUGAGAUUGUCACGAUCGUUCCAGAAAUAAAGGAGUGCAUAGAGCUUGAGGAUAAGAGAGCUUUCCUGAGCCUCUUAAAGUGUCUCCUUCAGACUGACCAUGAACAGAGGAUCAGUCCUGACAAGGCCCUGAAGCACCCGUUCAUCUUGAUGGUGCACCUACAGGAGGAGCUGGACACCAGCAUGUAUGUUGAUGAUUCAUAUGAUAAAAUGGAUCUCAGCCAGAGAAAUGACUCCGAUGAGGAGCUGAUAUUCGACUCUGAGCCAGAAGAGCUGAAAGCUGGAGAAACUGCAGCCUGUCCUCCUGCAGAUGCUGCAGGAUCAGCCUCCCCUGGCUCCUGUGACCACACCUCUGAUGGUGCUACAGGAGCUACAGAUGCCCCAGCUGAGGACCAAUCAUCUGUCAGCUGCUGUGCAGCACAGGAGGACAGUGAGGAGGAUAAAGAGGAGCUGAGGUUGGCCCCUGAUGGGUCAGCAGUCAAAGAAGAGACUGCUGAGGUGAAGAGGAGCUCUCUGAGGAGAAUCAGAAAGUUCUUCAGCCGGGCCAUAAGGACUGUGUUUAGAAUAAAAAAGAAAUCUUAAACACAA